AUGGAGCCCCAAGGCUCCCUCCCAGGGGCGCCCUCCCAGGGGCGGUGGGUGCUCCCCUGGGACCUUCCCGGGGGUAGUGGUGCCCACAGGAGCCCCCCCAGGGACGCCCUCUGGGGCCUUACCAGAGACGGUGACUCUCCCAGGUGCCAUCCCGGAGGCAGUAGCGUACCCAGGGGUUGUGACAUCGGUGUUGGUGCCCCCAGGGGCUCUUGCGGGGACAGCAGCGACCACAGGGGCCUUCCCAGGGACAGUGGUACCCUCAGGGGCCCUUCCAGGGAAAGUGAUUUCCACAGGGGCCCUCCCAGAGGCGAUGGCGUCCCCAAGGGCCCUUCCAGGGGCGGUGGCGGUCGCGCCCCCAGGUGCCCUUGCAGGGACAGUGGCGCUCUCAGCGGCCCUCCCAGAAACAGCAGCGCCCCUAGGAGCCCUUCCAGGUGCGGUGACGUCUGCAGGAGCCCUCCCAGAGGAGGUGGUGCUCCCUGUAGCCCUCCCAAGGGCUCUGCGAGGGGCGGUAGUGCUAACAGGGGUCCUUCCAGGUGCGGUGACGCCCCUAGAGACGUUGGUACCCCAAGGGACCCUGCAAGGGACGGUAGUGCCCCCAUGGUCCCUCCCAGGGGCGACGGUGACCCUGGGACCAUUCCAGGGGUCCUGCUAGAGGUUGUGGUGCCCACAGGAGCUCUCCCAGGGAUAGCGGUGCUCCUAAGGGCCCUGCCAGGGGCGGUAUCGUCUCCAGGAGCCCUCCGAGGGGCGGUGGCGCCCACUGGAGAUGUACCAUGGGCAUUGCCCGAGGCAAUGGUGCCCCUCAGGGGCCCUUCCAGAAACAGGGACGCUCUCAGGGCUCCUGUCAGAGGUGGUAAUGCCACCAGGUUCCCUGUCAGGGGCGAUGGAGCCCCAAGGGUCCUUCACAGGGACGACGGCGCCCAAUUGGAUCUCCCAGGGGUAGUGGUGCCAACAGGAGCCCUCCCAGGGACGCCCUCUGGGGCCCUGCCAGAGGUGGUGACUCUUCCAGGUCCCAUCCCAGAGGCAGUAGCGUCCCCAGGGGCUCUGAUAGGGGCUCUGGUGUCCACACCGGCUCUUGCGGGGACAGCGGCGCCCACAGGGGCCUUCCCAGGGACAGUGGUACCCUCGGCGGUCCUGCCAGGGAAGGUUUUGACGCCCCCAGGGGCCGUUGCAGGGACAGUGAAGCUCUCAGCGGCCCUCCCAGGGAGAGCAGCGCCCGUAGGAGCACUGCUAGGGGCGGUGGUGCCCCCAGGAGCCCUUCUAGGGGCUGUGACUUCGGCAGGAGCCCUCUCAGAGGCGGUGGUACUCCCUGGAGCCCUCCCAGGGGCCCUGCCAAAAACGCUAGUGCUCCCAGGGGUCCUUCCAGGUUCGGUGACGCCCCUAGGGGCGUUGGUACCCUAA
Messenger RNA from Homarus americanus (American lobster), 1398 nucleotides. RefSeq names its product elastin-like. The transcript is spliced from 3 exons. Bases 1 to 1398 code for a protein of 465 amino acids. The record is from RefSeq and is a predicted model, not a curated record. Lineage: Eukaryota; Metazoa; Arthropoda; Malacostraca; Decapoda; Nephropidae.